CACUCCUCCUCCAUAUAAAUUCUACAUGUCUCUGUGUCUCUUUCUCUCCACUACUACUGCAUCUCUUAUUGCAAAGCCAAAAACCUCUGUGCUGUUCAUAGAGCUCACUGUUUGAUUGUCUUUGUUUAGUACCGUAUAGGAUAUCUAAUGUUGUCAGAAAUAUCAGACAUGGAAGGCAUGGCCAUGGAGGAGCUUGUCUCAUGCAACAACGAUCCCACCAACAUAGCCAAAGGGAAGCGAACAAAGCGACGCCUGAGGCCUUUGUCACCUUGUGUUGUCACCGCCGUUACUGCCACGGCCGCCGCCAUGACAUCAAGCUGUUCGAGUGCUUCUGGCGGCGGCGGUGGGUCGUUUUCGUCUAUCACCUUGGAGGAGGAAGAGGAAGACAUGGCAAACUGUUUGAUUCUCCUGGCACAGGGAAGAGGAGGAAGCGAUCCUCUUCAUCACAAGGACUUAUGUGAUGAUGUGAAGACGGAGAAGGGUGGCAGCAAAAUUGAAUUUUAUGUUUACGAGUGCAAAACAUGCAACAGAACAUUCCCUUCUUUUCAAGCACUCGGUGGCCACAGAGCGAGUCACAAGAAGCCCAAGGUUGAGGAAAAGAAAUCCCCACCACCGUCGUUGCCACCGCCACCGUCUUCGUCCUCGCAACUAUUUAAUUUUGAAGAAACGAAACCGAAUCACAUGAAGAUUAGCCCUUCCGUUUCGCUUCAAUUAGGGUGUGGAAACAAUAGGGGUGGCUUAAAUUUCCAUGGGAACAAGUCCAAGAUUCACGAGUGUUCCAUUUGUGGGUCAGAAUUCACAUCAGGACAAGCAUUGGGUGGCCACAUGAGGAGGCACAGGUCAUCUAACAACAAUAAUACUAAUAAUAUCAAUACUGUUGUUGUUCAGACGACAACAACUUCUGACGGUGCCGUUGAAGUUAAGCCUCGGAAUGUUCUACAAUUGGAUCUCAACCUGCCGGCGCCGGAGGACGAUCUCCGGGACUCGAAGUUUCAGUUUUCGGGGAAUCAGAAUUCCAUGAUGCUGUCGGCUGCUCCGGCUUUGGUGGGAUGCCAUUAUUAGAAGCCAGAGUGGGAAUUGGACGGAGAGGGGGAGAAAAGUUAUAUUAUUUGAUCAAUGAUCAUUGUGAAUUAUUAGCUCUAUUUUAAUUUACAAUUAUUCUUAAUUAUC
Molecule: messenger RNA, 1170 nt
Organism: Vigna umbellata (rice bean)
Lineage: Eukaryota; Viridiplantae; Streptophyta; Magnoliopsida; Fabales; Fabaceae
Product: zinc finger protein ZAT5
Source: RefSeq, a predicted model, not a curated record